GGCAACUAUUGAGGCCAGUGUGUCAUUCAAUUUUUGAUUUGGGCGUGGAAAAGGAACAAAAACAAUUUUGUUUUCUAUUUGUGAUAAAUAACCAUCAUGGGCGCCAGUAAUCGCACAACACGCAUAGCAGUUGGAAUUUCGGCUGUAUCAUUUAUAUUGUUUCUAAUUGCAUUCGUCACACCCUACUGGCUAAUUACAGAUGGUCGUAUUGACAAUCCUCGCUUUACAAAUCUUGGACUAUGGGAAGUGUGUUUCCGAAAUUUCCAGGAUAUACAUCGAUUCUACGAUACCGUCUUUAAUGGAUGCAUGUGGGUAUUCGAGGAAGAAUAUUACAUUAUACACGAUUUUCUUCUACCAAGUUUCUAUGUUGCUGUGCAAGUUUUUGCAACACUCUGCUUUGUGUUGUGUCUCAUCGCUUUGCCGCUGACAUUAUCAUUUUUGCGUACCUCUCGUGAUGACGACCGUUAUGUGUUCCUACUGUUAACUAUUGGAUCCUUCCAAGUACUAGCUUCAAUAUUCGGCUUUAUCGCUGUUGUAAUAUUCGGUGCGAAAGGAGAUUCCCGUGAUUGGAUGCCAGGAUGGCAAAACAAUGAUAUGGGUUGGUCAUUUGCUUUAGCUGUGGUUGGUGGCGUCAUGUUAUUACCAGCCGGUGUAUUAUAUAUAGUGGAAGCACGUCGUGAACGUUAUCGUCAUUUAAAUGAAAUUAGUAAUCGUGAUAUAAGUGAAUAUGGCGGUCCCACAGAUGAGUUUUACCAACAACAGGCGCAACAAUAUUUUGCACCGGAACCAACUAGACCAAGGCGUCCACCACCCGGUCAGAGUACAUCUGCCGCUGCUGCUGCAGCAGCCGCUGCACUACCCAAAGCAGGUGGAAUACAAACCGACAUCUGAGAAAUAUUUCACUAAACUAUAAAA
Messenger RNA from Bactrocera tryoni, 915 nucleotides. RefSeq lists its product as uncharacterized. The transcript is spliced from 2 exons. Gene Ontology annotation, cellular component: septate junction; membrane. The record is from RefSeq and is a predicted model, not a curated record. NCBI's taxonomy places the organism in Eukaryota, Metazoa, Arthropoda, Insecta, Diptera, Tephritidae. The coding region runs from base 97 to 891 and encodes 264 amino acids. Gene Ontology annotation, biological process: septate junction assembly; regulation of tube size, open tracheal system.